Molecule: messenger RNA, 1984 nt
Organism: Periophthalmus magnuspinnatus
Lineage: Eukaryota; Metazoa; Chordata; Actinopteri; Gobiiformes; Gobiidae
Exons: 8
Coding region: 759-1919 (386 amino acids)
Source: RefSeq, a predicted model, not a curated record
GAAGCCUUUCUUUUCAGUGUAAUCUAAUAUACAGAGUUAAAAGAACUUUCUCAUUACUGUCUCAACACAAAAAGCCCCUAGAUGUAAACAUAUACCAGUAGUAACUUCUGACUAGAGCCAUAUUCACACAGAUCUUCUCUUUCUAAAUAGGAAUCUGUUGGUAAUUAAUUCUCUUAUUGUUUUGUAGUUUUUGUUUCACAUUACGAUUAAUUUGGAUAAAAGAUGAACACUGCUGUGGCCACAAACAACAUUCUUCUGAACGACUACAGGCAUCAUAUUGUAUAAAAAAUAUUGUAUAAAAAGAUGCAAGGUUUUAGACUUAGACUUGAUACAGGCAUUUUAAGUGCUUUUGUGCCAAGAAGUUUAUGUUAAAGGUGCACUGUGUAACUUCUCUGGUGGAGGGCCCAUCACCUGCUUGUCUCCAGGGGAUUGUCAGGUGGUGCCGCUGUUGGAGUGAGACUGUUGCAUCAAUUUAGGCUUAGUAUCUACGUUUGUUAGAAAGGGCAAGCAUAAAAUCGGUAUCCUCAGGGUGCUAUGCAGCAAGAUAGAGCAUGUCCUCUUUGGCCCAGCUCCACUGCUUUCAUAUCCUCACAGGGCACAUUCAGACUUUAUUUCUAUGUAAUUUGAAUUACAGUUUUUAUUGGAUUGAACAUGAUGCAUUCCACAUUGCAUUAUACUUCACAUGGUAAUGCCUGAGAAAGAUUCAACGCAAGGUGCUGCACCCUAAGAAGGUGUUGUGGUAACAGAAGCUCAGAUUAAUGUUUAAACUUGUCCUUUAUGUCUCCGGUCUGCAGGGCACAUGCAUGAGGAGUGUGGUUUUGUGUCAGUCUUUUACAGUCUGUCCUGUGUGGCCAUAUGGAACACACCCCGGGAGCAGUGAAGACACGAAACCUUCAGCAGAGCAGCUCCAACUUGUCCAGUUUACACACAUUUACACUCAGGAGAGUAUGAGGAGGUUCUUCAGAGCGCAUCGGGAGGAAGACUACAGUCAGAUCCAGUAUUUGACUGCAAAAUGCACACGCCUGGCACAUGACAAAGCAAUGUUGGACAGAGAGUUUGUAGUGUCCAGAGACAGAGAGAGAAAACUCCAGACUGAUGUGGAGGCAGUGACCACUCGCCUGCUCCAACAAGAGCAGGUCAACAUGGAGCUGAGGAUGAAGCAGGACCAGCUCGUUGGCAGGCUCCAGCAGCAACAGGACUUGGUUGAAGUGCUGCAGCAGCGCUUGGGUCUCGUGACAGAGGAGAGCUCUCGUGACGCAGAGUUGCUUCGACAAGUCGGGUCAGAGUUGCUGUUUCUCCAGAGCUCCGAGCUGAGACUACAGGGCCUGGUGGAGGAGCUGCAUGCUGAGGCCCACCACAGAGCCACCCUGGUGACAAGCCUGGAGGCAGAGCUACACAAUGAGACCAAGCGGAGAGUUUCUUUGGCAAAGAGCCUCCAAGAAGAGCUGCACAGUAAAACAUGGCAGCUGGAGCAGUUGCAGGAAGCCAACCAAACCCUGGUGCAGGAGCUGAAAGAGCUGCACAGUUCUCAUCAAAAAGAGGUGCACGAGUUGCAGGUGGAGAAUGAGGGAAGCCUGAGAAAACUUCAGGCCACAGCAGAACAGUUUGAAUGGCUCUGUCAGCAGCAGAGAUACUGGGUGUGUUGUGUCAAAAGGUUUAAAGAUGGACUGGUGGAGGAAAGGGAUGCAUUGCUGCAACAGGUCAAAAGUUUACAGAAAAUGGUUCAAAAACGCAAGAAGAUUUUAACCGAUGACAUAACAGACCUGCGCUGCCCUCUGCAGGAAACGUGCAGCUGUGACAGUUUAACAGCAUGGAACAAGGACACAAUGGCCGACCUGGAGUCACAUAUGGAAAAAUCAAACAUUCUCUAUGACAAACUCUUCAGUCAGACAUGCAUUGCUGAUCAGAAGAAGAAAUAAGGUUUUCAGAUCAACACCCCAGUAAAAAUAAACGGAACUUGCAAUAUAAUUUAACUUAUUAAAUA